Messenger RNA from Pleurotus ostreatus (oyster mushroom), 561 nucleotides. RefSeq lists its product as uncharacterized. Gene Ontology annotation, cellular component: ribosome; cytosolic large ribosomal subunit. Gene Ontology annotation, biological process: translation. Bases 1 to 561 code for a protein of 186 amino acids. NCBI's taxonomy places the organism in Eukaryota, Fungi, Basidiomycota, Agaricomycetes, Agaricales, Pleurotaceae. The record is from RefSeq and is a predicted model, not a curated record. Gene Ontology annotation, molecular function: RNA binding; structural constituent of ribosome. The transcript has 5 exons.
AUGGGUAUCGACAUCGCCCGCCACCACGUCAAGAAGGGGAACCGUACCGCCCCCAAGAGCGAGGAUCCGUAUCUCCUCCUCCUCGUCAAGCUGUACCGCUUCUUGGCCCGCCGCACGGAUUCAUCAUUCAACAAGGUCAUCCUCCACCGACUCUUCCUCUCAAAAAUCAACCGACCUCCCAUUUCCCUUUCCCGCAUCGUAAAAGAGACGUCAAGCACACCCGAUCGCGACUCGAAGAUCAUUGUCACCGUCGGGACUGUGACUGAUGACAUCCGCUUGUUGGAGGUUCCCAAGCUCACAAUUGCCGCCCUCCGAUUCACGCGUGCUGCCAAGGAGCGCAUCCUGAACGCCGGCGGUGAGGCAAUCACCCUCGACCAGUUGGCCACCCGCGCCCCAACUGGCGCCAACACCGUCUUGCUCCGUGGCAAGAGGAACACCCGUGAGGCCGUCAAGCAUUUCGGUAUGGGCCCACACAAGGCUGUCAAGCCAUACACCAUCUCCAAGGGUCGCAAGUUCGAGCAAGGUCGUGGUCGCCGAAAGUCCCGUGGUUUCAAGGUCUAA